AUGACAGAUGGGCACACAACUCGAAUUAAAGAAGCAAUAGACUUGGAAAUAAAAAUAAAAGGAAAAACAAUUAACCACCAAGUGUUAUAUCAUCCACAAAUCACGACUAUACUGAUCGGCAUGGACAUAUUGAACAGAAUAGGAGCCAAAAUAGAAUGGCCCAAAGAUAGUACCAAGCAAGAGGAACAAGGGCUGCCGCCUACAGCCGCCGAAGCUGCUACCGCUUGCACACAUGAGAAGCUGCGGCGUCAUUCCCCCGAGCUGCCACGCCUUGCCCUCACAAGGAGCCGCACCCUCAGUCAACCGAAGCUGCCACCGUCUCAGCCGACCAUAGCUGCCACCGCCUGCCCACACAAGGAGCCACCGCCUCAGCCGACCAGAGCUGCCACCGCCUGCCCACACAAGGAGCCACCGCCUCAGCCGACCAGAGCUGUCACCGCCUCAGCUGACCAGAGCUGCCACCGUCUGCCCACACAAGGAGCCACAGCAUCGGCCGACCGGAGUUGCCACCGCUUGCCCACACAAGGAGCUACGCUUCGGUCUGAGCCCACCAGAGCUGCUACCGCUUGCCCACACAAGGAGCUUCGGCCUGAGCCCACCAUAGCUGCUACCGCUUGCCCACACAAGGAGCUUCGGCCUGAGCCCACCAUAGCUGCUACCGCUUGCCCACACAAGGAGCUUCGGCCUGAGCCCACCAUAGCUGCUACCGCUUGCCCACACAAGGAGCUUCGGCCUGAGCCCACCAUAGCUGCUACCGCUUGCCCACACAAGGAGCUUCGGCCUGAGCCCACCAUAGCUGCUACCGCUUGCCCACACAAGGAGCUUCGGCCUGAGCCCACCAUAGCUGCUACCGCUUGCCCGCACAAGGAGCUUCGGCCUGAGCCAACCAGAGCUGCUACCGCUUGCCCACACAGGGGGCUUCGGCCUCAAUCCAACAGAGCUGCUACCGCUUGCCCACGCAAGGAGCUACGGCCUCAUCUCGAAACCGCCUCGUCACACGUGCAGUUCAGCGGCCCAUCUCGCUUCAGUUCAUUAAGGAAUGGGAUAGGAUAG
This is a messenger RNA of Ostrinia nubilalis (European corn borer), 1053 nucleotides long. RefSeq names its product keratinocyte proline-rich protein-like. The coding region runs from base 1 to 1053 and encodes 350 amino acids. Lineage: Eukaryota; Metazoa; Arthropoda; Insecta; Lepidoptera; Crambidae. The record is from RefSeq and is a predicted model, not a curated record. The transcript has 3 exons.